Seminavis robusta is the source of this 831-nucleotide messenger RNA. The record is from the annotation of a GenBank genome assembly. Lineage: Eukaryota; Bacillariophyta; Bacillariophyceae; Naviculales; Naviculaceae.
AUGGCCAUCUUUUCGGGAAAGAUUGUACCCAAAACCAUUGGCGAGGAAAGCAACUUUUUCGCGUGGACCAUUCCCAUCAUGGACUCCUUUUCCGCUCGUUUGGAAGGCGACACUGAUGAUGACACUACGGUGGUUCUUGGUACUCUUUGCUCCUUAAUGAAAGCCUUGGCACAGCUCCUAGUUGGUCACCCCGAAAACUGGGAACGGUUGAUGCACGUGGGUGGCUUGGGAGCCAUUGCCCGUGUCAUGCGAGCAUCUCCGGUCGUCUCGGACUUUUCGGACAUUCAGGAACAUGGGUGUGACUUGCUGGCUUGUCUGAUCCAAGGAAACGAUGCCGCCCUGAUGGAGUUGUUACGGCCUCCUGAAAAUGACUCUAGUAGGCUCACGAUGGAUCACAUCCAAGGACUGGCUCGUUCCAAUGUUGACAGCAUCCGGGAGAAAUUUGAAUCGUCGUUGCUCCCCGAGCUGUGCAAGCAAGUGAUGGUUGUCAUGAAACGCACCAGCCGGGACGAUGACAUACAGGUCAUGGGCUGUGACAUGUUGGUAUGGUUGAUUUCGACAAAGCCAGCAACGGUGGCUCCAUUAGUGUGGGACGACGACGCCGGUAUGAUGAAUCACUUGACGCAGUUGUGUCUUUUCGUUGACGACAAUUCAACACUCCUGCUGCCAAAAUGCCAAGCAGUGUUGAGAGUCCUGUUUGAACAAGAUGGCGAAACGGUGUGUAACAAAAUGUUCCAGGCAGCCUAUGAAGUUGGCUCUCCAGAUUCCAAUCCUGCGUAUAGCUUUGUGACGACACUGCGAGCGUCCCGAGGAAUCGCAAAAAUCGAGUAA